Messenger RNA from Chenopodium quinoa (quinoa), 2604 nucleotides. RefSeq names its product 30-kDa cleavage and polyadenylation specificity factor 30-like. Gene Ontology annotation, molecular function: mRNA binding; N6-methyladenosine-containing RNA reader activity; metal ion binding. Gene Ontology annotation, biological process: regulation of mRNA splicing, via spliceosome; mRNA splicing, via spliceosome. The record is from RefSeq and is a predicted model, not a curated record. The coding region runs from base 131 to 2182 and encodes 683 amino acids. NCBI's taxonomy places the organism in Eukaryota, Viridiplantae, Streptophyta, Magnoliopsida, Caryophyllales, Amaranthaceae. Gene Ontology annotation, cellular component: nucleoplasm. The transcript has 7 exons.
GUUUGGCACUUUGAAUUCUCUAUUUCCCAAAAAUCAAUCGCACUCUUUCUACAAAAACCAUCUUCCAAUUCCAUUCCAAUGCUUCCCUAAAACCCUAAUCCAUCUACCAUAACACCUCCAAACACCGUCAAUGGAAGACACUGAUGGAAGUUUGAGCUUCGAUUUUGAAGGCAACCUCGACACUAUCCCUAACAUCCCUACUGCCUCUAAUCCCGUCAUCCAACCUGACCCAAAUGCCGCCCCUUCCGCCGGAGCCGCCGUCGCAACUGGCGGUUCUGCCCCUGCUGACCAGUCUUCAGGGCAAGGCAAUCGGCGCAGCUUCCGGCAAACCGUUUGCCGCCAUUGGCUUCGCAGCCUGUGUAUGAAGGGGGAUUCCUGCGGCUUCCUUCACCAAUACGACAAGUCUCGGAUGCCCGUCUGCCGGUUCUUCAGAUUGUAUGGCGAGUGUCGUGAGCAGGAUUGUGUUUACAAGCACACCAAUGAAGAUAUUAAAGAGUGCAACAUGUACAAAUUGGGUUUCUGUCCAAAUGGGCCAGACUGUCGUUACCGACAUGCAAAGCAGCCUGGACCUCCGCCUGCUGUUGACGAAGUACUUCAGAAGAUCCAGCAACUCACCUCAUACAGUUAUGGUGCCUCAAAUAGAUUUUCUCAACAACGGAAUACAAAUUAUUCUCAGCAAGCAGACAGAUCGCAGUUUCCACAUGGUGCUAACACUGCAAAUCAAGGUUCAGUCCCAAAAUCUAUAGCAACAGAGUCUUCCAACAUACAGCAACAAUUACAGCAGCCUCAUCUGGCUGGUCAGGACAACAUACAAAAUCUUCCCAGUAAUUCAUCUAAUCAAACAGGCAGGACAGCUACUCCACUUCCUCAAGGGAUAACUAGGUAUUUUAUUGUGAAGAGCUGCAAUCGUGAAAACUUGGAGUUAUCUGUUCAACAAGGUGUAUGGGCUACCCAAAGAAGCAACGAAGCCAAAUUGAAUGAAGCUUUUGAUACUGUUGAGCAUGUAAUCUUAGUUUUUUCUGUUAACCGUACUCGACAUUUUCAGGGCUGUGCAAAGAUGACAUCAAAAAUUGGUGAGACUGCUAGUGGUGGUAACUGGAAGCAUGCACAUGGGACAGCGCAUUAUGGGAGAAAUUUCUCAGUCAAAUGGUUAAAGGUGUGUGAGCUGUCUUUCAACAAAACUCGGCAUUUGAGGAAUCCUUACAAUGAGAAUUUGCCAGUGAAGAUUAGUAGAGAUUGCCAGGAGCUUGAGCCUUCUGUUGGGGAGCAGCUGGCUUCCUUGCUUUAUCUUGAACCUGACGGUGAACUUAUGGCGACUCUAGUUGCAGCUGAAUCCAAACGCGAAGAAGAGAAAGCGAAAGGAGUUGACAUAGAAAAUGGAGCUGAGAAUCCAGACAUAGUUCCAUUUGAGGACAAUGAAGAGGAGGAAGAGGAGGAAGAAAGUGAAGAAGAAGACGAGAGUUUUGGUCAGGCACCUGGGAGUCUUGCUAUUCAAGGCAGAGGAAGGGGAAGAGGGAUGAUGUGGCCACCAAAUUUUCCCAUGGGUCGUGGAGGUAUGCGUCCCAUGCCUGGGAUGCGGGGCUUUCCUCCUGGCAUGAUGGGGGUGGAUGGUUUCAACUAUGGACCUGGACCUGACAACUUUCCAAUGCCUGAUCCUUUUGGCAUGAGUCCUCGUCCUUUCGUGCCCUACGGCCCAAGGUUCUCCGGUGAAUUUACAAAUCCUUCACCUGGUAUGAUGUUUCCUGGUCGGCCUUCACAACCUGGAGGGGUACAUCCUGGUGGUGGGUUUGGGAUGAUGAUGGGCCCUGGGCGUGCUCCAUUCAUGCCCGGAGGAAUGGGUAUCGGUGGGAGAGGUGGUCGACCAAUGGGUAUGCCUCCUAUCUUUCCUUCCCAGCCUGGACCACCUCAAGGUGGCAAUCGGGGUCCUAAGAGGGAUAUUAGAGGAUCAGGUAGUGAUUGGGGUGAGACAUUUGGAUCAGGUCUAGAUCAAGGGAAGUUGCAGGAUAUGAGUGGACGUGGUGAUGACUCAUCAAAUCAAGGUGCUGAAAAAUUUGUCUCUCGAAACAAUCUCACAAAUGAUGACAGCGAAAGUGAGGAUGAGGCUCCUAGGAGGUCAAGACAUGGUGAGGGAAAGAAAAAACGUCGAAGCUUGGAUGGUGAUGUGCCUGCUUUAGACCCAUGAAGAUGUCAUUACAUGGUGAUGAUGAUGCACGGUCAACAAUAAUGGAACGAUUCUAUUGUCGUGGAUAUUGAACCCCGUGAAACACCUUCAGCUUAUCACGACCUCACUGUAGUUAUUUCAGCUCUACUUAAAUCGUCCCGAAGUGAUGGGGGUACGGGGUAAAAGAUCAGCAUAAUUUCUUACAGUACUAAAUAUUAACUUUUUCUCAUAGUUUUUGAAGGCUAGAAAAUCUCAGGAAUUUGUGUUUUGUACAUUGUAAAAAUGUGUGCACGAAGAUGUGCAAUGGACGGUGAUAGACUGAUAGAUAGAACGUUAGAUUGAUGGUCUAGUGUUACUGGUGUUGAUUGACUUAAUUGAUUGUCUUGGUCGUAAACAUCACUGUAAUCUUUUUAUUUUUACAUGCUGUAUAAUUUUGAUUAACA